This is a messenger RNA of Corylus avellana, 861 nucleotides long. Its product is annotated as basic leucine zipper 43. Gene Ontology annotation, molecular function: DNA-binding transcription factor activity. The record is from RefSeq and is a predicted model, not a curated record. NCBI's taxonomy places the organism in Eukaryota, Viridiplantae, Streptophyta, Magnoliopsida, Fagales, Betulaceae. Gene Ontology annotation, biological process: regulation of DNA-templated transcription.
UUCCUUCCCCUUCUAACACCAACACUAUCCACUUGAUCAUCAUCUUCCCCUGCAAGGCCCCUGCAGAUUUUAACUGGGAUUUCUUCCAGCUAGCCAUGCAGCCUAGUGAGGUUACAGCACUCCAUUAUCUAAUCUCUUCAAACCAAUCUCCAUGCCCACCUCCCUUUAGCAUGGCUCAGAGCAAUAGCACACCCACAUUUCAAUUUAACCAAUUCCCAAACCCAUUGUAUAAUUUCCAGCUCCCUCAGGCUCAAGAAUUCAACCCACAAUCAUCAUCUUUCAGCAGCAAUUCAACUUCUGAUGAAGCAGAGGAGCAACAGCUAUGCCUUAUAAACGAGAGGAAACAGAGGAGGAUGAUAUCCAACAGAGAAUCUGCACGCCGCUCACGCAUGCGCAAGCAGAAGCACCUAGACGAGCUCUGGUCGCAGGUUGUGUGGCUCAGGAAUGAAAAUCGGCAGCUCCUUGACAAGCUGAGCCAUGUUUCGGAGUGCCAUGACCGGGUGACUCAAGAAAAUGCUCAGCUCAAAGAGGAAACUUCAGAGCUUCGUCAGAUGCUCACUGACAUGCAACUCAACAGCCCUUUCCCUGCUCUAAGAGACCUCGAAGAUGUUCCCUGCAACACAGCUUAUCUCAGAGCAGAGUCCUCAAACCAAUCCAUCACAAGUAAUUCUUUGGAUCUGCUUGGCUGAGAUGGAGGCACAAGUUUUAUAUAUUAUCCCCUUUCUAGCUUAAUUUGCUUCUUCUCUUUGUAAUGGAAGCCAAGCAGUUUUUGCCUUGCUAUUUAAGCUGUAAGAGAUUGAAGAAAAAUUGCAAUAACAUGUUUGAUUUGAGCAUUUCACAGGUCUUCAAAGCCUCUUUUAU